Molecule: messenger RNA, 758 nt
Organism: Blepharisma stoltei
Lineage: Eukaryota; Ciliophora; Heterotrichea; Heterotrichida; Blepharismidae
Source: the annotation of a GenBank genome assembly
AUGGAAUUUCGUUUUGGGUCACUCAGUGGGGAUUUAAACUCAGAAGUACUUACAGAGGCAAGUCCUAGCAUCAUUGAAGCCAGAAAAAACCUAAUUGAAAAAAUUUUUUAUAUGAGCCGGCUAAAUAGCAAAUGCAGUGAAGCAACUGACAUCUGCAUCAUGAAAAUGAAUAGAGAAAAAGCUGUUCUUUUGAAAUUAAAGCACUUAUACAUAGAGGGAAAAAUUGCACAUCUUCAAGAACUCCUAAAAACUCUUGACAAUACAUCAGAGCUCAAAAAGGAAGCUGAGCACGAAAUUUUAAACAGCAUUUCCUUGUUCAACUUUAUCAAUCACAGACUGCUAGAAGACGACAUAGUGAAAAUUUUAGGUGUCCAUCAAAAUUCUGACUCCCCUCUUGUAGGUGAAAAAAAAUAUUUGAUGAAAAAAAAAAAAAUAGAUGUAUAAAUGAUAAUUAAUAUAACGAAAUCUCAGCUAAUUCUGAUGAAUUUUAAACAGCUUGUGUUUUAAAAUAUAAAUUUCACAAAUUAAAUUAAAAAUUUUCUAUAUAUUUUAUAUAUAAUUUUUUUUAAAAAAAAAAUAACCGGAGGAGUGGGCUUCUUUUAGAAAUUGAGGAUAUUCUAGAAAAAGAGGGUUUUAGCAAAGCUAAUACAAAUGUUUUAAGUAUGAUCGAAAACGCUAUGCAAACUCACUUUAAAGCGAAAAACAGAAGAAGAUAUAAGAGGGGGUCUGAAUUGACUUCAAUUCUAUGCGCAGAUUAA